Messenger RNA from Lodderomyces margitis, 1686 nucleotides. Its product is annotated as CDC6. Gene Ontology annotation, biological process: mitotic DNA replication checkpoint signaling; cell division; DNA replication initiation. Gene Ontology annotation, cellular component: nucleus. The transcript has 2 exons. Lineage: Eukaryota; Fungi; Ascomycota; Pichiomycetes; Serinales; Debaryomycetaceae. Gene Ontology annotation, molecular function: ATP hydrolysis activity; DNA replication origin binding. The record is from RefSeq and is a predicted model, not a curated record. Bases 1 to 1686 code for a protein of 561 amino acids.
AUGUCAGGGCGUCAAGGAGGAAAAGCUAAGCCAUUAAAGGCUCCAAAGAAGAAGCAGCACGAUGAGGACCAAGACGAUGCCGCAUUCAAAGCCAAGCAAAAAGCAGACGCUGCAGCUAAGAAGGCCAUGGCAGAAAAAGCCAAGAAAGGUGGUCCAAUGACUCAAAGUUUGCUAAUUACCAAGCAUAUAAUGCCAUUGACUCCUGUAUCCACUCCGACGAAAAAGAGAACCAUCAGAGAUAUAUCAAAUACAUACAAUGCUAAAGAUGUUCAACUACCUUUGACGCCUACGAAAACACCCACCAAGAAACAAAGACUCGACCUCCAAUCCCCUUCGCAAGAUGAACCUUCAUGUAAAAGGAAGUUAGUAUUUACCCCAACAUCAUCACCAACUAAACCACCAUUGACACCUAAAUCAUCAUCAUCAUCCAUAUUUGGCGAGACCUCGAUUUAUUCACAAGCUAAAGCAUUGUUUCAGCGAGGUAGUAAGAAUGGCGAAUUAAAUAAUAAUUUACAACUACCUAGCCGUGAGCAAGAAGCUGCUCUCAUCAAUAAUUUCAUUCUGAAAAAUUUGCAAUGCAACCAAUCAAAUAGUUUAUACAUAUCGGGGCCACCAGGUACUGGGAAAACAGCACAAGUAAAUUUGAGUUUGCAGAAAUAUGAAACUAGUAAAGAGGUAAAGAUUGUUCGAAUCAAUUGUAUGACAUUAAGAAAUCCUGAGCUGAUUUUCCAUGAGAUCUAUGCAUCAUUAGUCGAUCAAAUGAGUAUUUCAUUCACCAAGAGGAAAACAUUUGAUGACUUUUAUCAAGUUAUUGAUAAAAAGAAUAGCUUCAAACACGUGGUAUUGUUUCUUGAUGAGUUGGAUUCACUUUUAACUAAUAAUCAACAAGUUUUAUUCAAAUUGUUUCAGAUAUCGAAUUCACAAAGUAAAGUACAAACACCAACAAAGGUUGUACUAAUAGGAAUUUCAAACACUCUCGAUUUAAACAACAAGUUUCUCCCCAAGCUAUUCACCAAUAACAUGAUCCCGGAAUCAGUCCAAUUCUUGCCCUAUUCAACAACACAGAUAAAGUCUAUAAUUAUGGCUAAAUUAGCCAAGUUCCCCACCAGUAUAUUCCACCCAGUUGCAUUACAAUUUUGUUCACAGAAAGCAGCUUCGAUAUCAGGAGAUUUGCGAAAGGCAUUUGAUAUUUGUUACAAAAGUAUAGAAUUAGUCGAAUUGGAACAGAGAGGUAAGCCCAAGGAUGGCGAUACGAAUGUGAGACUAGUGACUAUUUCUCACGUUGCUAAAGUGUGUGCUGAUUCAUUCAGUAGUAAUACAACAUUGGCAUCACUUAGUGUGUUGCAUAAAUCAAUAUUGUGUCAGUUAUUCAAUUUUCAAUUGAUCAAGCCUAGUAUUACCAUAAAUAUGUUUUAUGACUAUUACCAAAAACAGCAACAAGAGGAGCAAACGCUGAAUUUAUUGGGUAGUGUUAAAAGUAGCGAGUUUUUGGAGAUAUUGGCAAUGUUGGAAAGUAAUAAUUGUAUUACAAUGGAGUCACAGGGGUCCAAGAAUAACAACAAUGAUAAUAAUAAAAAAUUAGUUAAAUUGAAUAUUGAUUAUGACGAAUUGGUCAAGUCGAUUGAAGGUGUUGGAUUUUUGAAGAAAUUGUUGAAGCAUUCUAGGGAAAUACUUGUAAAAGAGUAG